AUGUCCAUACUUCUCAAGGGAGGAGUCUUGCUCAUCCAUCACGGACCUAAUGACGACGUCCACCCAACCAAGGCCGAUCUCCUGAUCAGAGACUCAAACAUCGCCGCCAUUGGUCAAGAUAUUGACCCAGGCGAUGCUGAAAUUAUCGAUUGUGUGGGAAAGCUCAUCUCCCCGGGGUUCAUCGACACCCAUCACCACGUGUGGCAAUCUUGCUUAAAGGCGACUCAUCCCAAUGACACCCUCUUGGAUUAUUUCUGGAAAGGAAACUUUAUCAAUUCCAUGUUGGCGCCGGACGAGAUUUUCUGGAGUCAGCUGGCUGGUGCAAUGGAAUGCGUCGAUAGCGGAACAACAACCGUGGUUGAUCAUGCCACAGUCAACUAUUCCGAGAAGCAUUCACACGAGGCGUUGAGAGCGACGAUUGGAUCUGGUAUUCGAUCCGUCUUUGGGUAUUGCCCAACACCUAUUGUUUCCUCUUGGAACCCAGAGUUUAAGCUCGUACCGAAUAUGCUCCCGCCGUGGGUCAUGGAGAAUUUUGAUAAGCUGGCCACACAAAAUCCUUUUGGGCCGAAUGGACGUGUCCGGCUUGGGUUCGCAUUCGACGGGCUUUGGCUCCCCAAAGAAUAUCUGCAGCCGCUUUUUGCAAGAGUCCGAGAGGCAGGCGCGCAGCUUAUUACAGCACACGCAGCAUACGGAGCCUCUUUCGGAGCGCCUCAUGCACCUUCAACUGUAGAGAAUCUUAAAUCCAAGGAUCUACUGGGUCCCGGGCUGUUGUUGUCGCACUUGACAAACCCGAAACCUGGUGAUGCCCAGAUCCUGGCCGAAUCAGGAGCGACAAUUUCCACGACGCCCUCUACGGAGCUGCAGAUGGGCCAUGGGAACCCCGUCUGCUUUGACGAGCAUCUGAAGCCGGUCUCAGGACUCGGCAUUGAUUGCCAUAGUGUAUGCAGCGCAUACAUCCCAGGCCAGAUGAACUUGGUCUUGCAGUGGGCUCGAGCACGAAGACAUGAAGAGUUGGAGGCCGAGGGUAAAUGGUCAAAGACGGUCGAAUACUCAGUACGAGAUGUCUACAACUUUGGCACCAUCAAGGGCGCCCGAGUAAUCGGUAUGGAAUCACAGAUUGGAAGUCUCUCCGUCGGGAAAAAGGCAGACAUUGUUAUUUUCGACACGGAAAGCCCUGGGAUGGCCGUUGCUGCGGACAGGGAUCCACUGGCGGCCAUCGUCCUCCACAGCUCGAUUCGAGACAUCGACACAGUUAUAAUUGAUGGGAUCGCGAGAAAGAAACAGGGACGACUGGAGAGCGUUAAGUUGCCUGUUGGGAUUGAUUCAUCAAGUGAGGGUGAGACUGUUACCUGGAAGACUGUACUGGGGCGAGUAGCCGGCCUAGCCAAGGAGGUUGAUGAGCGAAAGAAGGCUAUAAAUCCUGAGAUUGCUGAAAAUGGCGUCUUGCAAGCCUUUUAUAUGAACACUGCGGCUCGAUGCUAA
Clonostachys rhizophaga is the source of this 1482-nucleotide messenger RNA. NCBI's taxonomy places the organism in Eukaryota, Fungi, Ascomycota, Sordariomycetes, Hypocreales, Bionectriaceae. The record is from the annotation of a GenBank genome assembly.